This is a messenger RNA of Vitis vinifera (wine grape), 660 nucleotides long. RefSeq names its product two-component response regulator 24. The coding region runs from base 50 to 502 and encodes 150 amino acids. The transcript is spliced from 3 exons. Lineage: Eukaryota; Viridiplantae; Streptophyta; Magnoliopsida; Vitales; Vitaceae. Gene Ontology annotation, biological process: phosphorelay signal transduction system. The record is from RefSeq and is a predicted model, not a curated record.
CAAAUUUGAAGAGUUCUUUCUGUUGGAAGGAAAAUCAAUAGGGUGUAAGAUGGAGCUACCAAGUAAGAUCAACAACAACGAGAAAUCACUUCAACAAGGAAUUUCACCUUCAGGAAAUGGUGGUUUGAUUUCAAAUAGCAAGCUUACUGCACUUGUGGUGGAUAGUGAUAGAAUUUGUCAAAUAUUGGAGAAAGCAAUUUUAGAAUCUCAAGGUGUUGAGACCCAAGUUGUGGGAAGUGGGAGAGAUGCUCUGGAUCUCUUGGCCUCUGGGGCAACCUUCAAUCUCAUCAUCAUAGCUAUGGUACUCCCAAUCAUGAAUGGAGUUGAGACCACUAGGCGGAUUCGAGCAAUGGGCAUUUGUAGCAAAAUGUUGGGUGUUACUGCAUGCUCAUAUGAAAGGGAGAAGCAGGCAUUUCUGGAUGCUGGUGUGGAUGAGUUCAUUGAGAAACCGCUUACUCCUCAAAAGUUAGCCUCCAUUCUAAGAGAGAUGCGAAAUGCAUGAAUGAGAGUUGGAUUCAAUAGAGGAGUACAUCAAUGUUUGGAACACAAUCUUUGUUUUAGAAAUGCAUUUUGUCUAUUUUAAAUAUCUAGCAUGACAUGGUCACUUAUUUUGAGAACAAAUUUGGUUAAUCAAAACAUGCCAUUAGUAAAAUUAAAACC